ACUUCAUUCUGACUACUGGAGAGGGGGAAGAAGGAGAGGAGCGGGAGGCGAGGAAGGGCGACAUCGUUCUCCAGCGGAGUGUUGUACGGGGUGGGCUUCAAAGCAGGCAAAGAAGAGAAACCCACCCGGCUGGCUCUCUCUCUCUCUCUCUCUCCUCCCGCGGUCUGUUCUUUUUGCAGCAUGAAAGCCUUUAGCCCGGUGCGAUCCGUCCGGAAAGCCAGCCUUUCGGAGCACAGCCUGGGGAUAUCCCGAAGCAAAACCUCGCUGGACGACCCGUUGAGUUUGCUCUACAACAUGAACGACUGUUACUCCAAGCUGAAAGAGCUGGUGCCCAGCAUCCCGCAGAACAAGAAAGUCAGCAAGAUGGAAAUCCUGCAGCACGUCAUCGAUUACAUCCUGGACCUCCAGAUCGCGCUCGACACGCAUCCCAGCAUCGUCACCCUCCACCACCAGAGACCCGUGGUGGGACAGAACCCUUCCUCCAGGACCCCACUGACUACCUUGAACACAGACAUCAGCAUCUUGUCGCUACAGGCAGCUGAAUUUCCCACAGAGUUAAUGUCAAAUGAGAGCAAAGCACUUUGUGGCUAAAAUGUGUUUGGUGUUUGCUGGAUUUUUGCACAAGAAGAUACAUUCCCCCCUCCCAAACUCGUGUUUCCCCCGGCUAUAUCUGGAUUUGGGGGGGGGGGGAUCCAUAUUCAGUUAAAUGAACCUUUUAAAGAAAAAAAUUAAUGGAUAUCAUCUUCCACCACCGUUCUUCAUCUUGGACUUAAUCUUAAUUAUUUAUGAAGAGAGACUUUUAAAAUGCCCUUUCCCUAGCUGGAAAGGCUUCAUUUAUAUGCUAUAUUCCCACAGUAGGGAGCCAAAUGAAACUUUUUUUUUUGUUAAAAAAAAAGCCCUCUUUUAAGGAAUUUUCCCUUUUAAAGCAGACUUUGCCUUUUUUUUCCUCGAAAAGGUGGAGCGUGAGUAUU
Thamnophis sirtalis is the source of this 971-nucleotide messenger RNA. It is a transcript of the gene ID2, whose product is annotated as inhibitor of DNA binding 2. The record is from RefSeq and is a predicted model, not a curated record. Gene Ontology annotation, cellular component: nucleus; cytoplasm. NCBI's taxonomy places the organism in Eukaryota, Metazoa, Chordata, Lepidosauria, Squamata, Natricidae. Gene Ontology annotation, molecular function: transcription regulator activity; protein dimerization activity. Gene Ontology annotation, biological process: cell differentiation; circadian regulation of gene expression; negative regulation of transcription by RNA polymerase II.